Caenorhabditis remanei is the source of this 1842-nucleotide messenger RNA. RefSeq lists its product as uncharacterized. Lineage: Eukaryota; Metazoa; Nematoda; Chromadorea; Rhabditida; Rhabditidae. The record is from RefSeq and is a predicted model, not a curated record. The coding region runs from base 1 to 1842 and encodes 613 amino acids. The transcript is spliced from 12 exons.
AUGGUACCUCCACUAUAUUCAAUGACCGUCAACUCGUUUUCAGACAGAAAACUGGCGGGCAGAAGUUGCUCACAGAGCAGCUCCUUGGCGACAGUCGUGGAGAAUCUGCCUCUUUCCUACAAUACAGACACAAAAAGUCUGGACAGGACGCCAUCUUUGGGAUGUCAAGGAACGGAAUCACCUUCAACUACACAAGAAACCAAAUUCCGUCGAGGUCACAUUCGUCGCAGCUCAUAUGAAUCGGCGCAAAUCCAAUUGAACUUUGCCCGACGGAUUACAACGGCCAAUGGAACACCGGCUCUGGCGCCGUCAGCCGCUAAAUGUCUCGAUGAACCACUGUGCUCACUGAAUAUCAACACACGAGCAGAUUGUUCUUCUAGUUCUAGCGAGCAGGACCAAUACGAUUCCGGAAUCGGGUGUACAGAAAGCGACUCGAAACGCUCCUCACUAGAUCGUCGAAGUGAAUUAUCGGACUUUGACGAGCCACCACCGAAACCGGAAACAUCUUCCAAGUCUCGAUUCUUCAAUUUCCCCAAGAACUUUUUCUCUCGAAACAAAGAGGAAAAGCAGGGGUGGAAGAUGUUUGGAAGCCGGAAUAAACCUUCUGGUGUGAUGGCAACGACUGGAUUGAUUCUGGAAGGAAGGCCUAGUGGGUUACCGUCAAAAUCAGCAGAUGAAGCAGCACAGCACAAGCAAAUGUAUUUGGAUAUUUUAGAACAGGCAAAAAAGAAAGAGCAGCGAGCUGAAAAGGAAAGGCUGCAGGCGAAAGCAGAACAAAAACGUUUAGAAGAACAAGCUGCUUCACACUGCCGUGUUUGGAUGGAGCAGAUACUACCGAAAUGGGAAGAAAUGAAAGAUUCCAAGCGAUGUCGUGAAUUAUGGUGGCAAGGAGUCCCUGCGAAAGUAAGAGGAGAAUUGUGGUCUUUGACAAUUGGCAAUGAGAUUGAGAUAACAAGAGAACUCUAUGAUGGAUUGAUGGAACAAGCUGAAGAGAAAAUAGCAAAGCAGCUUGCUGAACAACAAAAGAACUCGGUAGAUCGAAAAGAAACUUCAGUCACUCAAAUUCAUCUGGAUGCAACGAGGACUUUCACAUCCCUUGGAAUGUUUCAAAAGGACGGACCAUACUACGACCACCUACUCAAGCUCUUAAGUGCCUAUGCGAUUCUUCGGCCGGAUAUCGGAUAUGUGCAGUCAAUGACGUUUAUAGCUGCAGUACUGCUUAUCCAAAUGGAGCCUUAUCCCGCAUUCAUCUCAUUUGCUAACCUAUUGGAUAGACCAUUGCAAUCAGCGUUUUUUGGUCUAAAACAACCGCAGAUGACUGAGUACUUCAUAGCCUAUGAUAGAUACUUAGAGCAGGAACUCCCGGCUCUCCAUCAACAUUUAGACAAGCUUGAUGUCCGACCGGACCUCUAUCUCAUUGAAUGGACUUUUGCCAUGUACGCCAAAUCACUGCCACUCGAUGUGACCUGUCGUAUCUGGGAUGUCUACUUCCGAGAUGGAGAGGAGUUCCUGUUCAAGGCAGCGCUUGGGAUUCUGAGAAUGUAUGAACCUAAACUGCUAACAAUGGAUUUCGAUGACUGCGUGGAGUUCCUGACACGUCUACCGGAUACUCUUACUGGUGCUGAACUAUUCCGCAAUAUUGAACCAUUCAUGAGGCCGUACAAUGGCGAGUCAUCCCGUUCAAAAAAACGUUUUUCACAGAUCUUUCAAGAAAUUGAUGAACGCGUCAAUCCUGGAGGAACAACUGCCAGAACCCAAAUCACUCAUAAUGUUCAAGAGCUCAAAAUGAGCAAGUCGCUAAGUGGAUUCAUUAAGGAUCUGCUGUCAUCACCAAAUCAUUAA